Myxocyprinus asiaticus (Chinese sucker) is the source of this 4581-nucleotide messenger RNA. Its product is annotated as zinc finger protein 521-like. The record is from RefSeq and is a predicted model, not a curated record. The coding region runs from base 676 to 4116 and encodes 1146 amino acids. Gene Ontology annotation, biological process: regulation of transcription by RNA polymerase II. The transcript has 7 exons. Gene Ontology annotation, cellular component: nucleus. Gene Ontology annotation, molecular function: DNA-binding transcription factor activity, RNA polymerase II-specific; RNA polymerase II transcription regulatory region sequence-specific DNA binding. NCBI's taxonomy places the organism in Eukaryota, Metazoa, Chordata, Actinopteri, Cypriniformes, Catostomidae.
CAGCAGGCUGACAAUGAUUUCCUCCGUGAUUGCGCUCAGAGCGCGUCCCCGCAUGGAAGGGGCCCCCUCUGGAGCCGUCCGCAUGGCUUUGGGGGCCUCGCUUCCAUUUUCCAUUAUUAUGUGGACUACCGGAGCGACAGCGCAGAUCGAGACCUCUCAGAUCCCAACACUGCCCCUGAGACGGAGUCAAAGGAUGAAGAAGACGGCCAUCUGAGGUGCAGAAUCUCUUCUGAGGAGGAGGAAGAGGAGGAGGAAGAGCAGGUGUUUAAAUCAUUGAGCACUCUCACUCAACACAAGAUUCAUCAGUGUCACCUCACAGAUUUUACUGAUGUAGAAGAUGACCUGUCCUGCUCUUGGCCUGCAUCCUCGCCAUCUAUUAAAGACGAAACGUCUCCAGGCCAUGCCAAUCACUAUGAAUACGGUGAGGACGAAGGAGGCGCCGGCCUGCCCUACCCGUGCCAAUUUUGUUCUAAAUCCUUCACUCACUUGAGCUUCCUAAAGUGCCACGAGCAGAGUCACAGAGAUAAACUUCCCUUCAGCUGCACGUACUGCAGCCGUUUGUUCAAACACAAGUGCAGCCGCAACAGACACAUCAAGCUUCAUACUGGUGACAAAAAGUACCACUGUGGAGACUGCAACUCUGCUUUCUCAUGCAGCGAUCAUCUGAAGAUCCAUAUGAAGACGCAUUCUGCUAACAAGUCCCAUAAAUGCUUUGUGUGCAGCAGGGGGUUCUUGUCCAGCAAAUCACUUCAUGCGCGCAUGCUGGUGCAUGAACGUGGAAAGGAUUUGGCAAAUACGAGGGCCACUCAAGAGUGGUGGAAACGCAAAUGCAGCCGCUGUGAGGAGGGUUUUAAUAUGACUGAAGAACUGCAGAAGCACAUUGCAGAAAGCCAUCCAGAGUGCUCUUCUCCUGGCAGACGGAGUCUAGAACCAGGCCUGCAAUGCAUUUACUGUCAUGAGCCAUUCACUGACGAAGGAAUGCUUAUGAACCACAUCGAUCAGUUGUAUUGCAGAGACAGGAAGAACAACAUGUGCACUGUGUGCUCUGAGCACUUCCCCACUCUUGAGGAGUUGUACACUCACAUGGAUGUCCACCAACUGCCAGAGUCCAGCAAUAGCCCCUCCCUGUUGCCCAUGGGAUAUACAUCUGUUUCAAGCACUACCCCGGACUCUAAUCUAUCUGUUGACAGUUUGACCAUGGUGGAGACAGUUUCUACAGUGCCCAAGACACGAGGGAGAAGAAAGAGGGCCAGCCAAAAUGUGUCUGAUAUGAAUGGCCGAUCUUCUAAGCAGCGAAAAAUUACAUACAGCUGCAUCUACUGCAGCAAACAAGUUUUUUCAAGCCUUGCUGUGCUGCAGAUUCACCUUAAGACAAAGCAUGUUGAUAAACCAGAACAGGCUCAUACCUGCCAAUUGUGUUUGGAGAUUCUUCCAUCCCUUUGUAAUUUAAAUGAGCACCUGAAGCAGAUCCACAAUGCCGAGGAUCCCGCUGGGUUAUUUGCCAACCUGUCUGACUCCCUGCUGCAGUGUAACUUCUGCCCAGAGGUGUUUGGAGAUUUGAAUGCUCUGCAGGAGCACAUCCGCUGCUCACAUGGCUUUCCUAGUCUUGUGUCCAAAGAAAGCAAUGCAUUUUUUUGCCCCAAGUGCUUUAUGGGAUUCUUAACUGAGGCCACUCUAGAAAAACAUGUCAGACAGGCCCAUUGUGACUCUAGGAGCUUGCAGUAUGACUCUCCUUUAGCAGUCACUCCUAAAGAUCCGAUUGUGGAGAUCUACUCUUGCUCUUACUGCACCAACUCACCCAUUUUUAAUAGUGUCCUGAAGCUUAACAAGCACAUUAAGGAGAACCACAAGAACAUCCCUCUUGCUCUGAAUUAUAUUAACAAUGGGAGAAGAUCUCUGCGAGUACUCAGCCCUUCUUCUCCAGUAUCUGUAGAACAGUUCCCAUUAUUCAAUCCGAACAGCACUUGUUUACGUUCAAAUGAAUUCAUUUGUAAUCAGUGUGCUGCUAAGUACACAAGACUAGACCUUUUUCAGACACAUUUAAAGACCCACCUUGAUAGCGUUGUGCCCCAGUUAACCUGUCCACAGUGCAAAAAAGAUUUUCCCAACCAGGAGUCUCUGCUGAAACAUGUGACAGUUCAUUUCACCCACAUGUCCACGCACUACAUCUGUGAGAGUUGUGACAAGCAAUUCACAUCAGUGGAUGACUUACAGAAACACCUCCUUGACAUGCACACUUUUGUGUUUUUUCGCUGUACGCUCUGUCAGGAGGUGUUUGAUUCUAAAGUGUCCACUCAACUCCACCUCUCAGUAAAGCACAGUAAUGAAAAGAAGGUAUACCGUUGCACUUCCUGCAACUGGGAUUUCAGGCAUGAGGCCGACCUUCAAAUGCACAUCAAACAUAGUCACCUGGAAAAUCAGGGCCACUCGCACCGUUGCAUUUUUUGCACUGAGUCCUUUGGCACUGAAGUAGAGCUGCAGUGUCACAUUACCACCCACAGCAAGAAGUACAAUUGUGACUUUUGCUGUAAGGCCUUCCAUGCUGUUCAUUUGUUAGAGUGCCAUCUACGUGAAAAGCAUUGUGUGUUUGAGGGUACGGUCCAGAACUGCAGCACCAAUGGAUCUUGUUCAGGUAGUGGUGAUUCCAUUGCCAAAGAUAAUGCAGAUUUUCAGGGAUUUCUGGCCAACAGACAUGGAGAUACUGGUGCUGGGGUGUCACACAACAGUCAUGAUGGCAUUGAAGUAGACUUUGACACUUCAGAUGUCAUGUACAGCUGUGACAUCUGUGGUGCUUCCUAUACCAUGGAGUCCCUCCUGACCAACCACCAACUUCGUGACCAUAACAUUUGUUCAGAAGAGAGUGUGAUGCACAAGAGAAAGGCAGAAAUGGUUAAGGGAAACCACAAAUGCAAUGUCUGCUCUAGAACUUUCUUCUCAGAAGGAGGCCUUCGGGAGCACAUGCAGACACACCUAGGGCCCAUCAAACACUACAUGUGUCCCAUAUGUGGAGAGCGCUUCCCUUCACUACUCACCCUGACAGAGCACAAGGUCACUCACAGCAAAAGUCUGGACACAGGAAGCUGUCGAAUCUGCAAGUUACCCCUGCAGAGUGAGGAAGUGUUCCUGGAGCAUUGUCAGAUGCAUCCCGAUUUGCAAAACUCAUUGACUGGCUUCCGCUGCGUGGUCUGCAUGCAAACUGUCACCUCAACACUAGAGCUCAAGAUCCACAGCACCUUUCACAUGCAAAAGACUGGAGCGGCAUCUACAAAUCACCAGACAGCAUGCUCAGCUGCCACACAACUUCAACACUAUCAAAGCCAAAAAGUCUUCAAGUGUGCUGCGUGUCUCAAAAUGUUCCAUUCCAAGCAGGAGUUGGUGAAGCUUGAUGUUAAUGGUUUGAUGUAUGGCCUUUGUACAUUAUGCGUCAAUGCUGCUGGUAGCAAGAGCUUAACUGUAAAUGGAGGGAAACAGUUGCAGCUAACAUCAACAGGUCCUGCUGCUGGAUGGAGCCAAGGAGACAUCCAUAGCCCUGGUGCUGUGAAGGGAAAGACUGCCACCUCUUCUUCAUCAUAUUCAUCAGUAUCACCCUCUAUUGAUAAGACCUGUUGUUCAAGCUGCAGUGUUAAGUUUGAGUCAGAGGCUGAGCUUCAAGCACACCUGCAGACAGUGCACAGAGACCAAACACCAGAGGGCGCUCUGCUAAGAACCCCUGAUGACUCACCUAUGCCACAAGUUAGCCCCUCACAAAGUGACGAGAAAACUUACCAGUGCAUCAAAUGUCAGAUGGUGUUCUACAGUGAAUGGGACAUUCAGGUCCAUGUGGCCAAUCAUAUGCUUGAGGAAGGUCUCAAUCAUGAAUGUAAAGUUUGCAGUCUGAGUUUCGAUUCUCCUGCGAAGCUGCAGUGUCACCUGAUCGAGCACAGCUUUGAGGGGAUGGGAGGAACCUUCAAGUGCCCUGUCUGUUUCACAGUAUUCGUGCAGGCGUGCAAACUGCAGCAGCAUAUCUUCACUGCACACGGUCAGGAGGACAAGAUCUACGACUGCUCACAGUGUCCACAGAAGUUCUUCUUCCAGACUGAGCUUAAGAAUCACAGUGUGAGUGUGCACAGCAGCUAACAACACACCCGCAUGAAGAGAAUCAACACCCCCAAACAACUGAACUUUUGUUCAGUCAAAAAAGAAAAAAGUGUACGGAGUGUACGGGGACAGGUCUUUAUGACAUUUAAUUUUUAAUAUCAACCAAACUAUUUGUAAGUAAUGUCCGUCAUAUUUUUCUAUUCCUCUUGUAAACAGUCUUGAAUGUUUAUUGUGGGGGAAAAAAUGUAUGAACAUUACAAAGGGAACAUAUCACCUACCAGAGAGAUCUGAGAUGAAAAGAACCCAGACAACAGCAGGAAAGGACUGAAACAUCAUCACCAAUCCAACCUGCCCAUGCAUGUGACCUCAGUAACACCAACCUCUGAGUGACAUGAAUUAUGAAAGAGAUGAUCAAUAUAUGCAAAAAACAUGUGCUCUAUUCCCAACUUAUACUUUCUGCUGUCCAUCCACAUUGACUUGUAUAUUUAUGCUAUUAAAGUUUAC